This is a messenger RNA of Cololabis saira (Pacific saury), 1241 nucleotides long. RefSeq names its product mitochondrial pyruvate carrier 1 (gene mpc1). Gene Ontology annotation, biological process: pyruvate import into mitochondria. The coding region runs from base 115 to 444 and encodes 109 amino acids. The record is from RefSeq and is a predicted model, not a curated record. The transcript is spliced from 4 exons. Gene Ontology annotation, cellular component: mitochondrial inner membrane. Lineage: Eukaryota; Metazoa; Chordata; Actinopteri; Beloniformes; Belonidae.
UCGUAAAGCGCCGCUUUGACCAGUCGCCCUCUGAGCCGACACUGUUGUCGCCCUUCACAAACCCAGAAACUCCGCUUCUCCCCACGAAAACACACUUUAACUCCACGGUGCACCAUGGCGGGGGCAGUCGCACGCAAAGCCAUCGACCACCUCAAAAGCAAAGACUUUAGGGAUUAUUUAACGAGGUAUCAUUUCUGGGGUCCUGUAGCAAACUGGGGUCUUCCUAUUGCUGCCAUCACAGAUAUGAAGAAAAGCCCUGAGAUUAUCAGCGGCAGGAUGACCUUUGCUUUGUCCUGUUAUUCGCUGCUCUUCAUGAGGUUUGCUUACAAGGUUCAACCACGCAAUUGGCUCCUGUUUGCUUGCCAUUUGACCAACGAGACAGCACAACUUAUCCAGGGAAGUCGUCUCAUCAAAUACAACAUGGAGAAGAAGAUGAAAUCUUAGUUGGUGGAGUGACGCAGAAAUCGGUUUUGCAGCCUCCUAAACUUGGACAUCAAAAAUCACUCGUCUAAGCAUGUCAUCCACUAAGUGAAGCAGGUGCACUUAUGCAAAACAUUUUAAACCCAGUGUGUCCGUGAUCAAUCUCUGUAGGGGAAUUUUAGAAACUUUACUCUAUUAAAAAGGUUGAUGUCUUGCUCUAAAAAUCAAGGUCAACUUUUAGAAUUAAAUUUCAGCUUAGUUUUUUUUUUUUGUUGUUUUUUUGAAGCAUUCAAUAUGACACAACAUUAUAUGACAUUAUAAAGAAUGUACUCGGCCCAAAUAAUCAUCUGUUGCUCAUGUCAUUGAAGGUCAUUAACACAAGGGUUUUUUAUGAUAUUGCCACCUGCUUAGAAAUUGUCAUUUGCAAUACGUGUAGGAUGUGGUUGUCUACUGUGUCUCAAAGAAAGAUGUUAUGAAAUAAAAUGUAUGUAUGAUCUUGUAUGAUUGAGAUUCCACUUUAAACAAUAUGAAAUGUUAUAAUUCAGAUACAUCAAUUAUAAACUAAAUAUGUCCAUUGUCUGAUGUUGGAAGACUACGUGCAUUUUAUUUCAGGGUAAUUAGGUUGGAAUCCAACAUGGUCCAUUUUAUGUCCUUCAAGACCUGGAAAAACAAGCUGCUCCUGUAAGUGUUGACCAAAUGUGUAAACUCCUGUUGUAGUUACAUAUAAUUCACAUUAAUUUAUGGUAAUUGUGAUUCACUUUUUCCCCUGAUUAUUUGGAUCCUUUACGUUUCUUUAAAUAAACUUGAAAGAACAAUCUUCA